UUGCCCACCUCCUUGUUUGUUCUGCCUACUAUGAUUAAUUUGCUCCCAUUGGAAACGACAGGUUGUGGUCUAUCUUGAGUUACUUAUACAACUAUCUUUGGUUGCACGCUCGCUCCUUAGGGCGUCAUGAACAUCAUGGGAAACUUCUCUGACUGUGCAUGUAUGAUUUUGUGUGUAUUGUUAUAAACGAUAACGCAUAUCGCUUACUUUACGUUGACUAACUAGCUAUUCCUCUUAAUAUGUGCACAUGAAAGUCGAGGAAGACGUGUUGAUGCUUGCUUCCUGCCAGCGUGUGUUACGUUGCUAGCUAGCGUUAGCUAUUUUAGUAUAUACAGGAAGAAGCUAGCUAUCUACCUGGCAUGGAAUCCAUUGAACGCACGCGUGGCUGUCAAACUUCCUCGAAAAUCGAAGAGGACUUGGUCAAAGAUGAUUUUACACCCUCGAAGCUCGGAACGAAAGAAUACUGGGAUGAUGCGUACCAGAGGGAAUUGCAGACAUUUAAAGACAUUGGAGACGUCGGUGAGAUAUGGUUUGGAGAAGAGAGUAUGGACCGUGUACUGCGGUGGAUGGAAAAAGAGGGAAUCCCAGAAGAUGCUGCUGUACUUGAUAUUGGCACAGGGAAUGGUGUCCUUUUAGUAGAACUGGCCAAAAGUGGAUACACACAUCUCACAGGAAUAGAUUAUUCUGCAGCUUCUGUUGAACUUGCAAGAAGUGUACUGCAGACAGAAGACUGUUCUAAUGUGGAAGUCAAGGAGGUGGACUUCUUGAGCUGCUCUGGAGAGUUGAGCGGCUUUGAUGUAUGCAUCGACAAGGGCACAUUUGACGCCAUAAGCCUGAACCCAGAGAACACUGAGGAGGGCAAAGCAUGUUACAUCCAAGCCCUGAAAGGGGCACUGAAGGAGGAUGGGCUAUUCGUCAUCACUUCCUGCAACUGGACUAAGGAACAGCUACUACAGAUGUUCAGCCAAGGGUUUGAUUUUGUGAAAGAGCUACCAACACCCCGCUUUCAGUUUGGUGGCAAGACUGGCAACAGUGUGACCGCAAUAAUCUUCAAACGACUUCACUGACUUUUGCCCUCAAGAAAAACAGCAUUCUGAAAUGUUGUUUUUAUGGACUUUUUCCACAAUCAUUUAUUUCUCAAUUGAAAAGUUUCAUUUUUGUGGAAUGUUUUGAGAAAGGAUCACACCAACAAUCAGUAUUCCACCAAAUAAAUAAAUGUUAUUUGUCUUGCACGUUGA
Molecule: messenger RNA, 1238 nt
Organism: Coregonus clupeaformis (lake whitefish)
Lineage: Eukaryota; Metazoa; Chordata; Actinopteri; Salmoniformes; Salmonidae
Gene: eef1akmt2
Product: EEF1A lysine methyltransferase 2
Exons: 6
Coding region: 360-1067 (235 amino acids)
Biological process (GO): peptidyl-lysine dimethylation; peptidyl-lysine monomethylation
Cellular component (GO): cytoplasm
Molecular function (GO): protein-lysine N-methyltransferase activity
Source: RefSeq, a predicted model, not a curated record